This is a messenger RNA of Conger conger (European conger), 3275 nucleotides long. Its product is annotated as dual specificity mitogen-activated protein kinase kinase 3-like. Lineage: Eukaryota; Metazoa; Chordata; Actinopteri; Anguilliformes; Congridae. The transcript is spliced from 12 exons. The coding region runs from base 553 to 1566 and encodes 337 amino acids. The record is from RefSeq and is a predicted model, not a curated record. Gene Ontology annotation, molecular function: MAP kinase kinase activity; ATP binding. Gene Ontology annotation, biological process: MAPK cascade; protein phosphorylation.
GUCAUUCAUUAAAAUCUCCAGUCACUGAGCGAGGGUGCGAACAAAGUCCUUCAGCCAGCAACCUUUUGCGACGAGGUUGCGGUUAUUCAUCUAUUUUUUGUUUGUUUCCGUAUUGGCCCCUUUACUUAAAAAAUAUCUCAACAAUAGAUCUUACGAAUGACUUUACAAGCUACUAUAGCAUUUAGCAAGCUAACUAGCUAGUUGUAUUACGGCCAACUGCUGCUGUUCUGCACGCAGCUCCUGCUGCAAUCUGCACCGGUUGCUUGCUAAAAUAAUAUCUGCAUUGUUUUCCUGCUUGAAGAAAUUCCUGCAACCUCAAAUUCUGACGGAAGUUGAAUGACUGAUUUCUGGUGUAUUUUUAUUUCGGUGUAUCCUCCGUUGGUUGCCUUGGUAUACAGCAAACACGUUUUUUCUUUUUGCAAAUUGAAAAGGAAACGGAUAAGUUACCGUUUUGCAUAGUUAGCUAGCUAACCAGCUAGUUAGCUGCGUGCAUUUUUGUGUGCAAAAGGAGAGUUUUUAGUGCUGUUAAUAUCAGAAGGCGCAUUCAGGUCAAUGUCCAGAGGUACCGGAAAGAAGAAAAAGCCUGCAUUGAGGAUCCCAGAUGAGGUCUUCAAGCAAAAAGAGCCCAACCCCGUCCCCCCCCGAAACCUGGACUCCAGGACCUUCAUUACCAUCGGAGACAAGAAUUUCGAGGUGCAGGCAGAUGACCUGGUGUCACUGUCAGAGCUGGGCAGGGGGGCGUACGGCGUGGUGGAGAGGGUACGGCACGCCCAGAGCGGAACCAUCAUGGCCGUCAAGAGGAUAAGAGCCACAGUCAACAGUCAGGAGCAGAAGAGGUUACUGAUGGACCUGGACAUCUCUAUGAGGACCGUAGACUGCCCAUACACAGUCACCUUCUAUGGAGCUCUCUUCAGAGAGGGCGAUGUGUGGAUUUGCAUGGAGCUGAUGGAUACUUCGCUGGAUAAGUUCUACAGAAAAGUGAUUGAGAAAGGGAAGAUUAUUCCUGAGGACAUCCUAGGAAAGAUAACCGUGUCGAUUGUCAAAGCAUUAGAGCACUUGCACAGUAAGCUGUCUGUAAUUCAUAGAGAUGUAAAGCCCUCUAAUGUACUCAUAAACAAAGAGGGACACGUGAAGAUGUGUGACUUCGGCAUCAGUGGCUACCUGGUGGACUCUGUGGCUAAGACGCUGGACGCUGGCUGCAAGCCCUACAUGGCUCCAGAGAGAAUCAACCCUGAGCUGAGCCAGAAUGGCUACAAUGUCAAGUCAGAUGUGUGGAGUUUGGGAAUCACUCUGAUUGAGAUGGCGAUCCUGCGCUUCCCGUACGAGUCGUGGGGCACGCCCUUCCAGCAGCUGAAACAGGUGGUGGAGGAGCCAUCCCCUCAGCUCCCGGCAGACCGCUUCUCCAAGGACUUUGUCGAAUUCACUGCACACUGUUUGAAAAAGAAUCCAGGCGAGAGAUUGAACUACCUUGAACUCAUGGAGCACGCAUUCUUCAAGUCGCACGACGCCAAGGAGACAGACGUAGCUUCUUUUGUGAAGGAGAUUCUUGAUGACGGCCACAACUGACCCAUCUUCCUUCUUUUUUUGUUUUUUUUCUUGUUUUUUUUUGUUUUUCUGUUUGUACCAUAAAAGUGUAAAUUAGCCUCCCAAGAUUUUCAGUGGAAAAGUGUGACUCCUCAUUUGCCAUGAUAAUGAUUUAGAAGCACGGUGGUUUCACUCCCAUUAUUUACAGUAUUUGUUAGUUGUUUUAUAAGAUAGGUUAAGAUAUUUACUUGCUGUUUGGUAUACAGAGACUUAAGAAAUGGCUCUGAUUGGUUCACACCAGACAAAACCGGUAUAAUUUUGUUAUUGUUUGCUCAUGAGAAAUACAGUGUUGAAAUUUGGAUUUAAAAAAAAAAAAAAAAAAAAAAAAAACCUCCUUGGUCCUUGACAUCCAUGACAGAGAUGACAACUCUUAAGACGAAAGCUAUGCUACUGGCCCAUACAUGCAGCGCAUGCGUCGUCUGUGUCCGCUCGCAGGCUAAUCCGUGUGUACCGAACACCACCAUAAGCUUCGGAGGGGCUGCUUUACUGUUCUGUCUGUAUUGUGUAUAUAUGGCAGUGAAUUUCUUGCUGAAUGUAUUCAAAAUGGGUGUGUGGGAUAAGGUUUUCAGAGUCAGUUUAAAGCUUGUGUUUAUUUAUUUUACUUACCUGUUUUUGGUUCGGGGAAAAAAGCACUAUCUUGCAUCUCGGUUGAUACAGCUACUCGUAAAAGGUGUAGAAAUGUGAAAUUGUCCUUACGCAGUGCAGUCUCCAUUUUUCAGCAUUUCUUGUUGUCCUAUAUAUACGACUUGCUCUUCUUCGAUUAGCCUGUUGCUGGCUGUCACGCUGAACUGGAAUUGAGUUGGAAACGUGCGUUGAUCGUAGCCUUUUUUGUUUAGCGUAUGGAGGGUUACGGAAACGGGAACGCAAAUUUCGAAUUUUGACGGGAAAUUAAAAGAAAGGUUCAUCUUCUAGUCUCAAGUGCCUCUGACAUUGCGAAUGGAAAAACUGUACAUGCCCUAGCAAAAACCUUGAGGCCAAUGCGGUCUCAUACGGUCGGUUUUCUCUCACGUUCAUAGCAGAUCUCAACAGUGUCUUAUUCUUUAUCUUAGACAGACAGACAGGCAGGCAGAAGUGGUGAGAUGACCUAUAGUACCCUAUAUUUUCUACAGAAGCUAUUCUGGAAUGUUCUCUCGGAUCCCCCCUGCUCUGCUUAACGAGCCACACGUUGGCACACGAGCGUUUUCAGCUGUGCCCUAGCGCCACGGGUCGUUCAUCCGCUUUAGUUUUCCGAGUGCGUUAGAUAUAGCCUGUCUGUUCAUUUUAUUUGGAAGUGACAUUUCUAUAAUGGCACGAUGCGGUCUCCCCCCUGUUGCACUACGAAUCCUUUUUCUCGGAGCUUCAGUGUCGAGGAACGCGGUGUUCUCCCGCGCGCCGCGUAGCUCGGCUCGACUCGCCCGUCUGGACUCUGAACCGCGUUGCCAAAAACGCUCACCCUUCACCGUUGGCGAAAUUUCCCCGAAGCAGGGACGCGCACGGUGCCUAGGGGUGGGCAGUGGUUCGGGGAAAAUAUGUAGGGUGUGUCACGCAGACGGGCAGGGAGGGAAAGGAAUUAAACGAGUUACAGUGCAUUCUAGACCGCAGGGCCACUGUGAUGCAGUGAUGAAUAUUUUACGCUUUCAGCAGAAUCUCUGUUGCUGCGAGACGAUGUGAUCUGAUCUGGGGACAAAGGGGGCAUUCUUGGGGUGUGGGGU